Molecule: messenger RNA, 1062 nt
Organism: Aspergillus saccharolyticus JOP 1030-1
Lineage: Eukaryota; Fungi; Ascomycota; Eurotiomycetes; Eurotiales; Aspergillaceae
Product: NAD-dependent epimerase/dehydratase family protein
Exons: 1
Coding region: 1-912 (303 amino acids)
Source: RefSeq, a predicted model, not a curated record
AUGUCCAAACGCAUCAUCGUAACCGGCGGCUCCGGCAAAGCCGGCCAAUUCAUCAUCGCCCACCUCCUCCACCAGAACUACUCCAUCCUCAACCUCGACCUGCACCCCCUCCCCGCCCCCCUCGCCGCUCGCGUCCACACCCUCCGCGUCGACCUCACCGACACUGGCCAAGUGCACAGCGCCAUGCACUCGCACUUCGCGCUGACGGAGCCCUUCCGCGACCCGCUACACCAAGUCCCAACGGCCGUGAUCCACCUCGCCGGGUACGCGCGCAACAUGAUCGUCCCCGACAACGAAACCUACCGCGGCAAUGUACUCGCCUUUUACAACGUGCUCGAAGCGGCCUGUCAGAUGGGUAUUCGCAAGAUUUUGCUGGCCUCGUCGAUCUGCGUCUACGGCGUUGCGUUCGCGGAGGGCGAUGUUGAUUACCCCGCCUUCCCGGUCGAUGAGUCCGUGCCGGCGCAGCCGAUGGACGUGUAUGCGAUCUCGAAGGUGUGUGGGGAGCAGACGGCGGCGGGGUUUGCGAAACGGUAUCCCGAGACGGAUGUCUAUGUGUAUCGAUUCGGGGCGAUGGUGAGUCCGGAGGAGUUUCAGGAGAGAUUUACAGGGUAUGUGGAGCGGCCGGGGGAGUGGAAGGUGCAUGGUUGGGCGUAUACGGAUGCAAGGGAUCUCGGGUUGAUGGUGGAGAGGGGGUUGAUGGUGGAUGGGUUGGGGUUUCAGGUGUUCAACGCGGUGAAUGAUGAGAUGACGAAUUUUGAGUCGUCGACGGAGGCAUUUUUGGCACGGGUCUGUCCUGGUGUGCCGGUGACGAGGGAGUUGAUAGGGAGGGAGGCGCCGGUGUCGAAUCGGAAGCUGAGGGAGGUGUUGGGGUUUGUGCAGCGGGUGAGGUGGCAGGAUGAGUAUCUGAAUUAGGUCUGAAAUUGGGAAGGUGCUGGAUCUUUUGUAGAUAGGAUGAUGACUGUCUAUGAGUAUUCGCUGGGUUAACAAAGUUGUGGUAAACGUCACGGUGGAAUCAGUGUGAGGUGUACCGUGUAGUUAGUGUUGACCUAUGUGAGAUCGGAU